Limanda limanda (common dab) is the source of this 1302-nucleotide messenger RNA. It is a transcript of the gene syt5b, whose product is annotated as synaptotagmin Vb. Gene Ontology annotation, cellular component: axon; synaptic vesicle membrane; dense core granule. Gene Ontology annotation, biological process: regulation of calcium ion-dependent exocytosis; regulation of dopamine secretion; calcium ion-regulated exocytosis of neurotransmitter. Gene Ontology annotation, molecular function: phosphatidylserine binding; calcium-dependent phospholipid binding; syntaxin binding. The transcript has 8 exons. Bases 1 to 1302 code for a protein of 433 amino acids. The record is from RefSeq and is a predicted model, not a curated record. NCBI's taxonomy places the organism in Eukaryota, Metazoa, Chordata, Actinopteri, Pleuronectiformes, Pleuronectidae.
AUGAGGUUAGUCAGCGCAGGGGUCCGGGCCCAGCGGGCCGCGGAGCCGGCUGAACCAGAGGCAGAGGAGACUACGGAGCCGGUUCACCACGAGCACCCUCAUUCAGAGCACCCUCAUUCAGAGCACCCUCACCCAGAGCACCAUGAGCAUUCCCACCCAGAACAUCACCCUGGACACGACUACAACCACAUGAAAGAGAAGUUCAUGACUGAAAUCACUCAUCUGCCAAUUCCCGCGUGGGCAGUUGCAGCCAUCGUUGUGGUGGUACUGGCUUUGGUGGCGUGCUGCAUCUUCUGUUUUUUCAAAAAAUGCUUUGCUAAAAAGAAAAAGCCGAAGAAAGUGAGGGAGAGGAAGGCAGGUCGCGUCAAAAAGAACAAGGAUGGUGAAGGAGAAGCCGGAGAAAAGGAGGGGGAGGUGAAGAAGGAAGGCGAGCAGGAGGAGAAAGAACAGGAAAAGUUGGGUAAACUGGAAUUCUCCUUGGACUACAACUUCACAGAUACCCAGCUUAUAGUGGGCAUCCUCCAAGCUCAGGACCUCGCUGCUAUGGACAUGGGGGGAACUUCAGACCCCUACGUCAAAGUUUUCUUGUUACCUGACAAAAAGAAGAAGUAUGAGACCAAAGUUCAACGCAAGAAUUUAUGCCCGGUUUUCAACGAGACUUUCUUCUUCAAGAUCCCGUAUGCAGAGUUGGGUGGAAAGACUUUGGUGAUGCAAGUUUAUGACUUUGACCGUUUCUCCAAGCACGACAUUAUUGGAGAGAUAAAGAUUCCCAUGAACAGCGUUGAUUUGGGUCAGCCAAUGCAACAGUGGAGAGACGUGGAGAGUGGUGAGAAGGAGGAGCAAGAAAUGCUCGGUGAUGUUUGCAUUUCUUUACGGUACGUACCCACUGCUGGGAAACUGACAGUGAACAUCAUGGAGGCAAAGAAUCUGAAGAAAAUGGAUGUGGGAGGAUUGUCAGAUCCAUAUGUGAAGAUCGUACUACAGCAAAAUGGGAAACGCAUCAAGAAGAAGAAGACGACGGUGAAGAAAAACACGCUCAAUCCCUACUUUAAUGAGAGUUUCAGCUUUGAAGUUCCCUUUGAGCAGAUACAGAAAGUGCAGGUCGUCAUCACAGUGUUUGACUACGACAAACUCGGGAGCAAUGACCCCAUUGGAAAGACCUUCAUGGGCUACGGAGCGACAGGAGUGGGCCUGCGGCACUGGUCGGAGAUGCUGGCCAAUCCCAGACGUCCGGUAGCCCAGUGGCACACUCUCCUGCACGAGGAAGAAGUCGAUGCGUUAGUCAAAGCAAAACCCCGCUAG